CGUCAUACGCAGGGCCCAUACGGGUUACAAGAACGUGAUGACGAACAACGCUCUCUCUUUGCCGCAUCUACUGCGAGGAUGAAGACCAUUCUCAGCAAUCAGACGGUCGACAUCCCGGAGAAUGUCGACAUCACCCUGAAGGGACGCACGGUGAUCGUGAAGGGCCCCAGAGGAACCCUGCGAAGGGACUUCAAUCACAUCAACGUAGAACUCAGCCUUCUCGGAAAGAAAAAGAAGAGGCUCCGAGUUGACAAAUGGUGGGGGAACAGAAAAGAGCUGGCUACGGUUCGCACCAUCUGUAGUCACGUGCAGAACAUGAUCAAGGGCGUUACACUGGGCUUCCGAUACAAGAUGAGGUCUGUGUAUGCUCACUUCCCCAUCAACGUUGUUAUUCAGGAGAAUGGUUCUCUUGUUGAAAUCCGAAAUUUCUUGGGUGAAAAAUAUAUCCGCAGGGUUCGGAUGAGGCCAGGUGUUGCUUGUUCUGUAUCUCAAGCCCAAAAAGAUGAGUUAAUUCUUGAAGGAAAUGACAUUGAACUUGUAUCAAACUCAGGUUUGUUUAGUAUGCCUAAUUAUGCCUAUAGAAUUUUGUUUAAUUCUUGUAGUUGAAUACAUGGUAUUCUCAUUAGGUGAGCUUUUUCAUUUGUGAAAUUGAGUAAAAAGUACCCCAAAGAUAAUAGGUUUUAAGUAUGGCAUAUAAUAAAAUGCUUUUAUUUUAAGAUGAAUUUGGCUGGUAAUGUAAUUUCCUUAUCUUUUUUACUGUUAAUAGCUGCUUUAAUUCAGCAAGCCACAACUGUUAAAAACAAGGAUAUCAGAAAAUUUUUGGAUGGUAUCUAUGUUUCU
Molecule: messenger RNA, 840 nt
Organism: Lutra lutra (Eurasian river otter)
Lineage: Eukaryota; Metazoa; Chordata; Mammalia; Carnivora; Mustelidae
Gene: RPL9
Product: ribosomal protein L9
Exons: 7
Coding region: 79-606 (175 amino acids)
Biological process (GO): cytoplasmic translation
Cellular component (GO): ribosome; cytosolic large ribosomal subunit
Molecular function (GO): structural constituent of ribosome; rRNA binding
Source: RefSeq, a predicted model, not a curated record